GUCCCUCAAGGACCUUGUUGUGGGCCACUCCAAUUCCACACAUCUACUUGGCUCCUCCUGGAGUUUUUCCACUUGAAAACAAACUGAAAUAAUGCAAAUUUUGUUUGGUUUUAACAGUCUUCUCCUCAGAAACAUGUAUCUAUUUAGGAAGUCUGGAGAUAAAAAGUAUAAAAAUUUCAAACAUGUGAGAUUUAAGAUGCGGCAGGAUCAACAUUAUCUUCAGUUGACUUUACUGAAUGCCACAACCUCCUGAUUUCUGUAACUGGUUUUGUGCCUCUUCCCCACGAGGACAAAAUCAGAUGCAAACAGAGCUUCCACUCUACAAGACAUUGUGGAAAAUGGGGAACAGGUUUUCUCCACAAAAGUUUAUUUAUUUUUUUCUCACUUCUUUUUCAGAAAAAAACGGAUCGCUCUUGUUUCAGACAGGUGUGUAGGUUUGGAAAUUUGACAAACAUGAGUAUCUUUUCUCAGAAGUGAGCGACUGAGGUAGGAAGAACUACAGAAGAGGAUUGUUUGUGUCCUACCCCCCAAAUAAUUGCAGUAGGUAGUAGGGGUUAGGGGUGUAGGGGUUGCAUUAAGCCAAUCCCUUUCCUGGCAGAUUGUAAAGAGUGAAGGGCGCUGGAAGAAUGGAAUGAUGCCAGCCCCCUUUCUUGCUUUUUACUGCUGCCAAAAACUCUCUCUCUCUCCCCCACCCCUUCUUUCCAACUUCCUUCCUCAGAUGUGCUUGCACGGAAGAGUGCCCAGUGAGGAGACCGACUCCGUGGAUCGCUUUGCGCAAAAUCCGCCCCUUCUCUCUCUUUCCUCCCUCCCAGCCUUGGAUCCCGCUUGGCCCUCCCUCCCCUCACGCCGCGGUGCGGGGUUGGGAUGCGCCUCUGUGUACUACUGAGGUGGGAGGGGGCUGCAAGCAGAGGAUAAUGUCAGGCGCUCAGCUCGGUCCCUCUGCCUGACGCUUCUCUCUGGCUCUGCCGGGGCUGGUCUCCGUAAGAAAUAGCAGGAGCUGUGGCAGUGGCGAGAGGAAGCGGCUGAGGCGCGUGGAACCCGAAAAGCCCGGGUGCUCCCUGUUACCUCCCACCGCGGUCACCAGCCGGCCGUCAGCACCAUGGACAGCGGCGCCGUCCCCGUGAACGCCAGUAACUGUACUGACCCCUUCGCGCCCUCGAGUUGCUCCCCAGCACCUGGCCCCGGUUCCUGGGCCAACAUGUCCCGCUGGGAUAGUAACCUGUCCGACCCGUGCGGUCCGAACCGCACCGAGCUGGGCGGGAGCGACAGCGUGUGUCCUCCGACCGGCAGUCCUUCCAUGAUCACGGCCAUCACCAUCAUGUCCCUCUACUCCAUCGUGUGCGUGGUGGGGCUCUUUGGAAACUUCCUGGUCAUGUAUGUGAUCAUCAGAUACACCAAAAUGAAGACAGCCACCAACAUCUAUAUUUUCAACCUUGCUCUGGCAGAUGCCUUAGCCACCAGUACCCUCCCCUUCCAGAGUGUCAAUUACCUAAUGGGAACGUGGCCAUUCGGAACCAUCUUGUGCAAGAUCGUGAUCUCCAUAGAUUACUAUAACAUGUUCACCAGCAUAUUCACACUCUGCACCAUGAGUGUCGAUCGCUACAUUGCAGUCUGCCACCCUGUCAAGGCCUUGGAUUUCCGCACCCCCCGAAAUGCCAAAAUUGUCAAUGUCUGCAACUGGAUCCUCUCUUCAGCCAUUGGUCUUCCUGUAAUGUUCAUGGCAACAACCAAAUACAGGCAUGGUUCCAUAGAUUGUACGCUAACAUUCUCUCACCCAACCUGGUACUGGGAAAACCUGCUGAAGAUCUGUGUUUUCAUCUUCGCCUUCGUCAUGCCUGUCCUCAUCAUUACCGUGUGUUAUGGACUGAUGAUCUUACGCCUCAAGAGUGUGCGCAUGCUCUCUGGCUCCAAAGAAAAGGACAGGAACCUGCGCAGGAUCACCAGGAUGGUGCUGGUGGUUGUGGCUGUGUUCAUCGUCUGCUGGACCCCCAUCCACAUCUACGUCAUCAUCAAAGCCUUGGUUACCAUCCCAGAAACGACGUUCCAGACCGUUUCUUGGCACUUCUGCAUCGCUCUAGGUUACACAAACAGCUGCCUCAACCCGGUUCUUUAUGCGUUUCUGGAUGAAAACUUCAAACGAUGCUUCAGAGAGUUCUGUAUCCCAACUUCCUCCACCAUCGAGCAACAAAACUCCACUCGAAUUCGCCAGAACACUAGAGAUCACCCCUCCACGGCCAAUACGGUGGAUAGGACUAACCAUCAGGUAUGCAGUUUCCAGAAUUAGGUGUACUCACUGGGGGUGACAUAAAGAGCUUUGUACUAAUCCAAGAUUUUAAUCUCCUAGAAGGAGAUCGGUAAGGAGGAAAUUGAGGUUCAACAUAAGAAUGGAGGGAGGAGGGGAGCAAAUUUUGAGCCUAGUGUCAGAGAGGAGCUUUGUUAUAUAAACUGUGCUCUUUAUAUAUGUCUGUAUAUCUUCACUUAAGUAUAAAGGUAUACCUGCUAGAACUCUAUAAAGCCGUUAAAAAUCACUUUUUCAAGGCCUUUUCUUCUAUGCAAAUGUAGUGACUUUAGCAUAUUGUGGAGGUGAUUCUGUUCUAGAAUCCUUUUCAUUUUCUCCAGACAUGUUAUGUAUUUCCUGGAUAUCACUUCAAUAUCUCUUUCACUUCUCAACAGCCAGUCCUGCUCUGGCUCUGUGACUAAAGAGAAGGGGUCAGUGCCUUGCCCACUGUGGUCAUGAGCAUAGACAGUCCCAGCAAACCAGCAUCUUGGCAAAGGAGAAAAGAUUUUAAAAUGGUUACUCCUAAACUUCUGUUAAGCUAUGGGUCUGUAAAUUUUGCUAUCUGAACUCUAGAGCAAAUAUCAAGCAUAUUACCUGAUUAUUAGAUUAAAUAAUUUUUUAACAGUCAUCAUACUAGUUGGGGAAUAAUAUCGAGAGAAAUGACUGGUUUUUAGAAGAUGUAUUCCUAUGCCCAGAGGAGUACGGACAAUGGCCGACACAGAAGGAUUCAAGAUUUACGCACGAUAUUAGAGUCAUACGAGAAAUCAACAAGGAGGAAAGAGAAAAAAAUGGUCUCCAAGUUAAUAUUACCUGGUUAAGCCACUGCUUGGCAAAAUUUAACCUCUGACCAAUAAAGUCAAUCAAACAUAUGAGUUAAUUAUUAAUAUUAAUUUAAGUACAUUUUCAAAUAAUGAUACAGCCUGUAUAAUUUUUUAACACAGAACUCAGAUUCAAACUUCCUGUGAAGUAAAUGCUCAGGCUCAAAACCUUGGAUGGAGUCCUAGAGUCAGGGGGCAGGACUAUAGGGACAGAUAGCUUCAUAAAACUGAACAGGAAGUCAAGUCUACGAGAGGCCAGAGAGAGGCGUUGGCCCCCAGAGUGAAGCUGCUUCCUCUUGCUGUCUCUGGACCACGCCCCAGCUCUCAUAGUCCCUAUUAGUCCCGUGUUGCCACCCAGCCCAUCCUUUCUAAUUGACCACAGGACUAAUGCAAUAUGGCCCAGAUGCAUCUGGGACAUUAAUUCUCAUACCCCUGAUAUUCAAUAAUGCUCAAGUGAACACGGGAACUCGCACCCCCUAGAGAGCAUGAGGUAAUGAUGGCAGACCCACUUCCAGACAAGGGGAAAUUAUUAACU
Messenger RNA from Microcebus murinus (gray mouse lemur), 3631 nucleotides. The record is from RefSeq and is a predicted model, not a curated record. NCBI's taxonomy places the organism in Eukaryota, Metazoa, Chordata, Mammalia, Primates, Cheirogaleidae.